Messenger RNA from Diatraea saccharalis (sugarcane borer), 3504 nucleotides. NCBI's taxonomy places the organism in Eukaryota, Metazoa, Arthropoda, Insecta, Lepidoptera, Crambidae. The record is from the annotation of a GenBank genome assembly.
AUGGCGAGACGAAACGCAGAAGCGGUUUUGCAAUAUUCUACCGCAUACCCAUUUCGACUCCAAGGAAAAACCUUAAAAUGUGUCUACUGCUGCGAAAGUUACGAAGAUCCAACAUUAUACAGGCAACAUAUGGACGAUAACCAUGAAAUUUUCACAGUUUCCACAGCGUUUGCACACUUAACAAAUAACGAAUAUUACUUAAAAGUUGAUCUCACUGAUUUUAAAUGCAGAUUAUGCUUGGAACCGUUUGAUGAUAUAAACUCUUCUGUUCGGCAUAUUUACGAAUUGCACGAUUGCAAGAAGCUCAAUUUUGAAUAUGAUGUGGCAAUGCAGCCAUAUAGAUUAGAUAAAUGGAACUGGACAUGUUACAUCUGCCAAACAAAAAUGCCUUCUCUUGUUGCAUUGGGCAGACACACUGUAGCCCAUUACCAGAAAUUUACAUGUGACGCGUGUGGCAGAAGUUAUUAUACCAAUGAAGCGUUGAAAUACCAUUUCAGAUGCUCCCAUUCUGGUAAGCAUGUAUGUAGAAAAUGCUGGCAGGAGUUCCCGAAUGCAGCAUCUAGAAGGUCCACAUUGGAAAUACACGUUGGACGAAGUGAAACUGACAGUAAAACAAAAAAGAAAGUGGUUCUUGUGUUCCAGACUCCACAGCGGCGUAACGCCGAAAUGAUAUUAAGAUUUUCCACUGCUUAUCCAUUUAAAACAAGAUUUAGUCAAAUACUUUGCGCGUAUUGUCACGAGGAAUACGAUACACUCGAUCUCCUUAGAUAUCAUAUGAAGUCUGAACAUCUAAAUUCUGAUUUUAAAAAUGUUUUUUAUAGAACUAAAGAUAAUUUGAUUAAAGUUGAUAUUACCGAAUUGAAAUGCAAAAUAUGCUCAGUGGAUAUACAAGAUAUAGACACAUUAAUGAAUCAUUUCUCAAAUGAGCACGGAAAGUCUGUUAAAUUCAAUGCUCGUUUUGGCGUGUUACCUUAUAAGCAAAAUAAUGAAAGUCAUUACGUUUGUGUGUAUUGUCAAAGGGUAUUUGCAGAUUUCGUUAAUUUCAAACGUCACAUUAGUUCUCAUUUUAUGAACUUUAGCUGUGAUAAAUGUGGCACGACAUUUGUAUCUGAUCACGCUUUGCGUGAUCAUCACCGUCAAGUAAAAUGCUUUCGAACAGCGUAUAAACCUCGAAACGGCCUCGUGAUGAAGCCGAGAGGUAACGCUGAAAUAAUUCUCCAAUGUUCAACAGCUUGCCCCUUUCGUACAUGGAAAAAUAACUUUAAUUGUGUAUUCUGUCGCGUACAAUUCACCGAUCCAAAUGGAUUACGAAGUCACAUGGCUACACGCCACGUUAAUUACGACGUACAAGCAGCGUUUUAUAAAAAACUAGGCAAAGAGUUCCUAAAGAUAGAUAUAACUAAUUUGCAAUGUAAACUUUGCUACUUGCCAAUCAAUGAUUUCGAAUCUUUAACGUAUCAUUUGAAAAAUGAUCACGAUCAACCAAUAAAUACUGAACAUCAGCUAGGCGUACUACCUUUCAGGUUAAACGAUGGUUCCAUAUGGAAAUGUACAAUAUGUCCAAAUGAAUUUAAAGAUUUUAUAUCCCUGAAGAAACAUACUGCUGAGCAUUUCCAAAACUAUGUUUGCGAUACGUGCGGAGAAGGGUUUAUAACUGAAUCUGCAAUGAUAGCGCACACAAAGAUACCUCAUGAAAAUAAAUACAGUUGUAGUAGAUGUAUAGCAACAUUUUCGUCGCUUGACGAAAGGAAUGUUCAUGUGAAAACACAGCACACUUCAAUGCCUUAUAUGUGUAACUAUUGUAAAGAGAAACCACGAUUUGCUAACUGGGAAUUGAGGAAGAAACAUCUUAUGGAAGUUCAUAAUUUUAAAACGGGGGCCGAUAAAUAUGAAUGUUCCACUUGUCAGAAGACCUUUAAAACGCGCUCCGGAAAAUAUAACCAUAUGGCGAGAACGCACAGAAUGAAAAAAGACACUGAACUUAAUUAUCCUUGUCCGAGACCCAGAAAGGAUAUAGACGGGCCUAAUGAGAAACAAACUAAACCGAAAAAGAGACUUUUCGAAAGAUCGGUUAACCAGAAUCCACAACGACAAAACGCUGUUCUUAUCUUAAGACAUUCUACGGCAUUCCCAUUCAAAACUAGAUUUAAUAGGAUAGUGUGCUCUUAUUGCCAUGAUGAAUUCGAACCAAUGUCUGCACUCAGAGCUCAUAUAAAGGCGGAACAUUCCAAUGCUGAUUAUAAUAGCGCUUUCUACAAAGUAACAGAUGAUUUGAAAAUUGACAUCACAGAGUUGAAAUGUAAAAUGUGCUCGACCGAUAUACCGAAUGUUGAUUCGUUAAUGACCCAUUUAUCGCGAGAUCAUGAUAUCGCAGUUAAUUUUGAUGUACCCUUUGGAGUGCUACCGUACAGACAAGGCACAACUGGACAUUGGAUGUGUUUAGAAUGUGACAAAACAUUCCCCGAAUUCUCUCAAAUCAACGGACACUUGAGGAGUCACGUGAAAAUAUUCACUUGUGAGAAAUGUGGUGCGACCUUUUUGUCUGAACACGGACUGAGACAACAUGAGCGGAAGUUCAAGUGUUACAAAACCUCUUAUAAACCUCGUUUCGGUAAAGCUUUAAAGCAUCGCAGCAACACGGAAAUCAUUCUUCAGUGUUCAACAGCUUGUCCGUUUAGGACUUGGGGUCAGAACUUCAACUGCGUUUUCUGUCGAGUCCAAUCCAACGAUCCGAAUGGCUUACGUACUCAUAUGGCUGCACAUCACGCUAACUUCGAUGUCCAAUUAGUAUUCAACAGGAAACUAAGGAAAGAAUUUCUCAAAGUUGAUAUUACGGAUCUCAGAUGCAAACUAUGUUUCAUGUCCAUAGACAGUCUCGAUGACCUGAUAACUCAUUUGAAAAACGACCAUAAGCAACCCAUAAACGCGGACGUUCAGCCGGGUGUCUUGCCCUUUAUACUCAGCGAUGGAUCUUGUUGGAAGUGUGCGAUAUGUAAAAUCCAAUUCACCGACUUUAUAUCUUUGAAAAAACAUACAGCGGAGCACUAUCAAAAUUAUGUAUGUGACACUUGUGGCGAAGGAUUCAUCACGGAGACUGCAUUGAUCGCGCACACGCGUAUUCCGCACGGUAACAAAUAUAAUUGCAGUCGUUGUGUUGCCACUUUUUCAUCUUUAGAAGAGAGGAAUAUCCAUAUUAAAACUCAGCACACGACUCUUCCUUACAUGUGUGUUUACUGUAAAGAGAAACCAAGAUUCGCGACAUGGGAAUUAAGGAAGCGACAUCUAAUGGAGUUUCAUAAUUAUAAGCCCGGUGCAGAGAUGUACGAAUGCACCACGUGCCAUAUGACUUUCAAAACACGAUCUCAAAAAUAUCAUCAUAACGUUAAGGCGCACAGAACUAAGAAAGAUACGGAGUAUUGCUACCCUUGUGGGAGUUGUUCUAGAGCUUUCGCUUCCAAACUAUCUUUGGACAAGCACAUAGCAAAGAAGCAUUUCCACGUUUGA